AUGACUGCAGAUCCAUGUUCUGGCCAGGAAGUUACCAGUUUCCCAACUACAAUACUUACCCUGGACUCUCCUGCAACAAGCCAGCCGGAAGCUAUUCAUCUCAAUACCAAUCAAAGCAGUGAAGAGGACUUGGCACAGGUAGAAGAAAUCGUACAGAAAUACGAACUUGAAAGCGGACAGUCUUUAACCGUUAAGUGUAAUUUGAAGAAAAAUCUAGGGUUUUGGAGAUCUAUUGGUGCUCCAAAUUUCAUUCUGACUAUUAUUGAAAAGGGCUACAAAUUACCAUUUGCUAGCUUUCCAUUAGCUGUAAGGCUAAAGAAUAAUAAGUCUGCUCGACUUCAUGCUAAUUUCGUUGACCAAGCUGUUCUUGAGUUAGUUAAUUCAGGUCGGGUUUGUAGGGUUGAUAAGCAACCUUUUAUUGUCAACCCCUUAUCAGUAUCUAUUCAGCCAUGUGGCAAAAAGAGAUUAAUUCUUGAUUUACGUCACGUUAACAGGUCCCUAAUUAAACAAAGAAUCAAAUAUGAGGAUUGGAAAAUUGCUAUGGCUUAUUUUGCCAAGGAUUCGUACAUGUUUUCUUUUGACUUGAAAAGUGGCUAUCACCAUAUCGAAAUUUCGCAGGAUCACCAAACGUUUUUGGGGUUUUGUUGGCGUGCUCCAGAUUCCAAUAACGAAGUAUUUUACGUUUUCACCGUUCUUCCGUUUGGUUUGUCUACAGCUCCCUAUAUUUUCACAAAGCUUCUUAAACCUUUAGAGAAAUAUUGGAGAAUACAAGGUACUUGCGUAGAUAUUUUCUUAGAUAAUGGUUGGGCGAUAGUUCAGGACAAAGAAGGUUGUCUUCUUAAGGCCCAAACCGUAAGGCAGGACUUGUAUGGUGCGGGUUUUGUAGUGAAUGAAGAGAAAUCGGUAUGGGAACCUACUCAAACUUUGGACUGGUUAGGUAUAACCUGGAAUUCUUUAUUGGGUACUCUAAGAAUUGUAGAGAGAAGAAUUACUAAGAUUACCAACACAAUAGAUCGUAUUAUUGAGGCCGAUUUUAAACUUUCUGCUAGAGAGCUGGCUUCUUUCACGGGUCAAAUUAUCUCUACUGCGCCUGUGGUUGGAAACAUUGGUAGGAUAAUGACCAGACAUUGCGUUAUGUCUACCUUGUGUAUAGAUAAUUGGGAUUCAGUAUUUUUUCUUGAUGAUUAUUGCAGAGAGGAAUUAUAUUUUUGGAAAGAUGAUUUGAUUAACCUCAACAGCAGAGAUUGCUUUGUAAGUAAAGAUCCUAGUUAUUUUGUUUACUCAGAUGCUAGCGCCACUGGAGGCGGUGCAUUCAUUGACUUUAACAAUGACUUUGUGUGUCACAAAUUGUGGACGGAGAACGAAAGUUUGCGAAGCUCAACAUGGAAAGAGUUAUCUGUUAUUGAAUUUUCAUUGAAAUCAUUUGCCCCUGUACUUAAAGGAUCGCACGUUAAGUGGUAUACUGACAGCCAAGCCGCUGCCAAGAUUGUUGAAAUAAUUUCUUCAAGCAAGUCAUGGAAAGGUUACCCAGUUCUUUCGUCAUUGAAUGCCAAUCAGGUUUUAGACGUGAUGUUGAAAUCCAGAGCAGAUGCUACAGCAAAAUCCUAUAUGCGAGUUAUUAAGAAGUUUUUGGAUUGGUGUAAAAGCAAGCAAAUAAGCUUUGAGCUACCUUUUCCUUCAGGUGUCGGUUCGAAGUCCAACAGUCUUUUAGUUCCAGUCCUUCUGUAA
This is a messenger RNA of Pocillopora verrucosa, 1728 nucleotides long. Lineage: Eukaryota; Metazoa; Cnidaria; Anthozoa; Scleractinia; Pocilloporidae. The record is from RefSeq and is a predicted model, not a curated record.